AUGUUCUCCUCGUCCUCGUCCCGCACCCUCCUUGCUCUCGCUGCGGCAGCGCGGAUCGUCUCCGCCGCGACGGUUGGGCCAGUUGGCUCCCUGGUGGUGGCCAACGCAACGAUCUCGCCCGACGGUCUGCCCCGCGCAGCCGUCCUGGCCGGAGGCACGUUCCCUGGAACGCUCGUCACCGGAAACAUCGGCGACAACUUCCAGCUGACGGUCGUCGACCAGCAGCAGGACAACCGCAUGCUCGAGCCGACGUCGAUUCACUGGCAUGGACUGUUCCAGAACGGAACCAACUUCAUGGACGGACCUGCGUUCAUCAACCAGUGCCCGAUCUCCCCCGGAAACUCGUUCACAUACGACUUUACCAGCACGCAAUCAGGAACGUUCUGGUAUCACUCUCAUCUCGCCACCCAGUACUGCGACGGUCUGCGUGGCGCGAUGGUCAUCUACGACCCGGCCGACGCCUACAUCUCCGAGUACGACGUCGACGACGAGUCGACCGUCAUCACUCUCGCCGACUGGUACAACGUCUUUGCUGAGACCGUGGCCGGUGUUGCCACGCCCUCUUCGAUGCUCAUCAACGGUCUCGGACGUACCGCGGCGACCACCGCGAACACGACGCUGGCCGUGAUCAACGUCACCCAAGGCUUGCGCUACCGGUUCCGCCUGGUCAACAUCGGCUGCGACUCCAACUACGUGUUCCAGAUCGACGGCCACACGAACCUGACCAUCAUCGAGGCCGACGGUGUCCUGCACGAGCCGUUGAGCGUCGACUCGAUCCAGAUCUACGCCGCCCAACGGUACUCGUUCAUCAUGACUGCCGACCAAGCGGUCGACAACUACUGGAUCCGCGCCAACCCGAACACCGGUCCGACUGGCUUCACCGGCGGCAUCAACUCUGCGAUCCUCCGCUACAAAGGAGCCAACGCCUCGGAGCCGACCACGUCCCAAGACACGUCCACCAACGGGCUGGUCAACGAAGUGAACCUGCACCCGCUUGUGAACCCUGGCACUUCCGGCGGCGCGUUCAGCGGCGGAGCCGACGUGCAGCUCAACAUGGCUCUGGCGUUUGAUCUCACGACGUUCAAGUUCACGAUCAACGGCGACGCGUUCGUUCCCCCCACGGUUCCCGUCCUGCUCCAGAUCCUGUCCGGUGCACAGACCGCGCAGUCGCUGCUGCCCAACGGCUCGGUGUACUCGCUCCCGCACUUUGCGUCUGUCGAAAUCACGCUCGCAGGAGGUGUGAUCGGUGGUGGCCACCCGUUCCAUUUGCACGGACACACCUUCGAGGUCAUCCGUUCCGCCGGCAGCAGCACCUACAACUACGUCAACCCAGCCCGCCGCGACGUGGUGAACAUCGGAACCACGGGCGACAACGUCACGAUUCGGUUCUUCACGGACAACCGCGGACCGUGGUUCCUCCACUGCCACAUCGACUGGCACUUGGAAGCCGGGUUCGCGGUCGUGAUGGCCGAGGAUGUGGCCGACUGGCAGUCGGAGCUGAUCCCGACUUCGGAGUGGAACCAGCUGUGCCCGACGUACAAUGCGCUGCCGGCGUCGAUCACGUCUCUCGCCGCCUGAGGGAGUCGCAGGCUGAUGUCUAUUUAAUGCUAUUUUGUCUAUACUAUGUCACGCAUUAUUAUCAGAGAGGUGUUGUUCAGGCUUGUUUGUUUGUCUGAUUCUGCAUUUGUAUUCCGCAGCAAGUAUCUAAGUACUAAGAAGCGGUGCCCGAAGGCAGCGGGGAGGUGAACGCAAGUAUGAGGAUGUUUACUGUUGGUGUUGAUCUCCUUGGGUGAGAGCUUUCGGGUUUGCGAGGCCGAGAGUGGCGUUGUCGGUGCGGGGGUUUCCAGCGCGUCGUAAUGAUGCAUGUGCAUAUAGGAUGGAGGAGGGAUGAGGGGGUGGGCUUGGCCAUAGCCGGUCGGGGCCACGUCGUUAAGAACUAUCCGUUCUCGUCUUCUUCGUCUUCCGAGAUUUCUGGGUCCGGUUCGUUGAUGAGUGUGGGGAGGUCGCAGUCCUUCCAUGGGUGUCCGCUUCGGGUGAAGGCUCCUGAAUCUUUCAGGAACUGGGCCAAAGCGACGAUGCCUUCUUUCGUGCCAAGGAUUAUUUCUUCGUAAAAGUUAGCUGAUGUCGCGCGGAUGACGGGUCGGUGUUCGUUGUACAGUGGGCACCAUCGUAGGACGUGAUCUCGUGUUUGGAUUGGCUCUCCGCAUGGGCAGUCAACGUCCUCGGGAAUAUUGAAGCGUUGGUAGAACUCGCCUAGGUAUCCAUGUCCCGUCCUGCACUGUAUCACCCUUCCAAAUAAUUCCCGUUGUCCGCUGAGUUCCGUGAAGUGUCGUGUUGGCUUCAGGGAGGGUGGGAUGCGAUUUGCCUUUGCGUAGUGGCCGGACUUGGGUUUGCGUUUCCAUUCCCGUCGCCAAGCAUGUUGUAUCCUCUCUUUCGACUGUCUCAGAGCGAACGCUCGAGUGGUGAGUGCUGGUGCUGCAAGUUCGGUACCGCUCUUUGCCAGUUCGUCUGCGCGUUCAUUGCCCUCGAUGUUGCAAUGCCCCGGGGACCACGCGAUCUCUACUGUCCUUUGCGGGUCGCCCUCGAGGAAUCCACAGAUGGCCUUGUGGAACUGAUGUGCGUAUAGUUGUCCGGCUCGAGGUUUUGGGUCAAAGAUCGUCGCCAGGGCGGAUGUGUUGUCGGCGUAGAAGUGGAGAUGCUU
This is a messenger RNA of Mycena citricolor, 2701 nucleotides long. NCBI's taxonomy places the organism in Eukaryota, Fungi, Basidiomycota, Agaricomycetes, Agaricales, Mycenaceae. The record is from the annotation of a GenBank genome assembly.